CCCUAGGUAGGGACCUUUCACCAGCACGAUGCCGCGGGCACAGGGCGGUGAUCUAGUGACGCACCUGCCCUUGGCGAGCUAGGCUGCGGGCUUUAGUUUUUCCCUGCCCUUGUACCCUUGCACCCUUGCACCCUUGCACCCUUGCACCCUUGCUUUACUGAACUCGACUAUGUACACCUUCGCCCGCCGCAGCGCAUAGCAACACACCCCGCGCGUUCGCCCACCAUGUCUGACCGCGAAUUUGGAGGCAACGACGACCUGUCGCUGCCAAAGGCAACCGUCCAGAAGAUCGUCUCUGAGAUCCUGCACUCCGAGCCAGGAAUGACCUUUGCGAAAGACUCGCGCGACCUCUUGAUCGAAUGCUGCGUGGAGUUUAUAACCCUGAUAUCGUCGGAAGCCAACGAGAUCGCCGAGAAGGACGCGAAGAAGACAAUAGCGUGUGAACACGUCAAGCAAGCGCUGGAAGAGCUGGACUUUGGCGACUAUGUCCCAGCUAUACUCGAGGUUGCGGCGGAUUAUAAGAAGCAACAGCAGAAUCGAGAAAAGAAGCAGACCAAGAUCGAGCAGAGCGGUAUGACAGAGGAAGAACUCAUCCGAGCGCAGGAGGAACUCUUCCGCUCUGCGACCAACAAAUUCAACGCCGAGCCGCAGUCUUGAGGGGGGCCUUGGGUUUACGACUAUGGGACGGAGGCUUCACGGCGUUAAGGCGUCGGCCCAUUUUUUUAUGGUCAAUAUGGCGUUGGUACACAUGGGGCCGGAUACUCGCGACGGCAUUUGUGUUCUGGUGCACAGUCUUUGGGCUUUCACUUGGCUUUAGCAUAGGUUUACGUUGGUCGCACGUCUAGAUAUGGUCUGCGUAGAAGCAUGGUGUUUCAUGCAGCAUGGCCAGAGGCAGGUCAGCACGGUAUCAAGGGCGCAUAGGAGUCUACGACACCGACGAACGUAGCGAAUACAAUCCAAAUACUGCUUAACCA
Molecule: messenger RNA, 974 nt
Organism: Trematosphaeria pertusa
Lineage: Eukaryota; Fungi; Ascomycota; Dothideomycetes; Pleosporales; Trematosphaeriaceae
Product: histone-fold-containing protein
Exons: 3
Coding region: 226-657 (143 amino acids)
Biological process (GO): positive regulation of transcription by RNA polymerase II; RNA polymerase II preinitiation complex assembly; negative regulation of transcription by RNA polymerase II
Cellular component (GO): negative cofactor 2 complex
Molecular function (GO): TBP-class protein binding; core promoter sequence-specific DNA binding; general transcription initiation factor activity
Source: RefSeq, a predicted model, not a curated record